AUGUCGUCGGAAAACAACAAUGUCUGGCAAUUGCCGGAGCCGGAAGUGAAACCGUUUCUAAUGGAAGAGCAUUUGAUGUACUCCACUGAGACUCCCGAACAGGACCCGUUUCCUAAACGGUGGAAAGCAUCUUCUUCUGGAACGAGUACUCAGUUGAGGUUUAAUAGCAACGAAGUUCCAAUACCACAAUAUCAGUACAACUCACUUGAUGAACCAAGCCCGUUGGGCUUGCGGUUAAGGAAGAGUCCAUCAUUGUUGGAGCUAGCUCAAAAGAGGCUCAACCAAGUCAAUAUUGAGAAGGGCGAUUCGUCCAUGGAAAAUCUUGAAGCAAGAACCAGGAGAGAUUCAAGGGCUAGGUCAAAAGCCAAGGCCUCAAGUUCCCCUGAUAAGUUGAAGGCUUCUCAUUUUCCAGCAUUACUUUUAAGGAUCGGCCAUUGGGAGUAUGUGUCAAAACAUGAAGGUGAUCUAGUGGCCAAGUGUUACUUUUCAAAGCAUAAGCUUGUGUGGGAAGUUCUUGAUGGUGGACUAAAGAAAAAAUUUGAAAUUAAUUGGGCGGAUAUCUUUGCUCUCAACGCAAACUAUGAAGCCGAUGGGCUUGGAACUUUGACUGUUGUGCUUACUAAACCACCACUUUUCUUCAAAGAAAUCAACCCGCAGCCUAGAAAACACACACAAUGGCGAGCAACUUCAGAUUUUACAAAUGGUGAAGCGAACAUAAAUAGGCAACAUUUUCUACAAUGUGCACAAGGCGUACUUGACAAGCACUAUGAAAAGUUGAUUCAAUGUGAUGCACGACUCAACUUAUUGAGUCAACAACCAGAAAUCGAUACUAUUCCACAUAUGGCUUCAUCUACAAAUGUGGGAUCGAGUUCUUUAGGUUUGAUUCAUCAAGAUAUGUCUAAAGAAGUUUACUCUUCCAGUUCAGGUAUGUCUAUGGAUAUUGAUGGGCAAAAUCCGAAUGAUAUGUUUGAGAACAUUUCACAGAUGCUACUCAGCGACAACAAUAUAGCAGGAGAUUCAGACGAGGAGACUCUCACAUCAAGAAUCAAUUCCCUCUGCUGCUUUCUUCAAGAUUAUCAAAGUGGUCAACAAGAUGGAAAUGCCUUUUUUGCCCCUGAUCCUAAUCUAAUCCCACAGCAAGACCUAAAUGACUUUUCCACCUUUGAUCCAAAUCUAAUCCCGCAACAAUACGGAAAUGACUAUUCUACCUUUGAUCCUAAUAUGUUCAUGCAACAAUUCGAAAAUGACGAUUCUACCCUUGAUCCUAAUCUGAUCAUGCAACAAUACAUAAAUGACGGUUCUGUCCUUGAUCCUGAUCUAAUCCUGCAGAAAGAUAUGAAUGACGGUUCUACCUUUGAUCCCAAUCUGAUCCCCAUGCAAGGCCAAUAUGACGGUUCUACCCUUGGUGCCAACUGGAUCCCUGAAACUAUGACUCAAGAAGAUGGUAGUGGUAGCAUGUCUGCAAAGCUUCCUCAGGAGUAUCCAAAUGCUCAGCAAGAUGGAAAUGACGGUUCUACCCCUGAGAACAAUUCUGGAUCUAAUGAAGGGUUGGGUAUAUCAAGAGCGGACUCGUUUUCUGAAUUGGUGCAACAGCUUCCCAGGAUCACGUCUCUUCCGAGGUUCUUGUUCGAGCUUUCAGAAAAUGGUGAGAUUUUGAAGUGA
Molecule: messenger RNA, 1662 nt
Organism: Lactuca virosa
Lineage: Eukaryota; Viridiplantae; Streptophyta; Magnoliopsida; Asterales; Asteraceae
Source: the annotation of a GenBank genome assembly